Molecule: messenger RNA, 2377 nt
Organism: Aspergillus ibericus CBS 121593
Lineage: Eukaryota; Fungi; Ascomycota; Eurotiomycetes; Eurotiales; Aspergillaceae
Gene: medA
Product: transcriptional regulator medA
Exons: 3
Coding region: 132-2105 (657 amino acids)
Cellular component (GO): nucleus
Source: RefSeq, a predicted model, not a curated record
UACAGUUCAACCCAGAGUUACAAACACCGUUAAUUCUAGACGAGUCGUUGGAUUUUUCCGACCCUGAAGAGUCACAGUUCCUCGGUGCGUUAUCAGACGGCCUUUUGGCCAAGUCUGAACCCAUAUUGUCUAUGUCUACUUUCCAGAAGCCCCCACACGCGGCGUUGAUCGACUAUGAUUCUGCUCGAUCUUUGCACGAAGGUGUGCCAUAUCCGGGCUACGGCCAGGCACCGUAUGUGACGGCCACUUCGCUUGUCCCUUCCCCGAUGCCCGAUCAUGCCAGCCAAAUAUCCGACUGUGUUCCCUACAUGGCCAAUGGAGAGUAUGCCAGCUCCUAUGAAGAGAGUCGUUCGCCGAUGCUGGCCGCCGAGAGUCGUCAGCUACCGGAAAUUGUCUCCUACUCUCCCCAGAGGGGCUCAGAAGGUACCAGAGUCUUUGUCCAGAUUCAGUCGCCGUACGAUCUCCACACGUCGUCCUAUGCCACUGUGUAUCUCGUCUUUGGCUCGAAGAAAUGCGACUGCGUCCCCCACUUUCUCGGUUUCCAGGGCCCUUUGUUCCAGUAUGCCCUGUCAGUCGAUACGCCUCCAUUCAGCUCCACGGGGUCUCCGUCGUUCGCGGUUCCCUUGCAAGUAGCUUUGAACCACAAUGAUUGCCAUGCCGUCACUCUACAAGUCGGUGUUUAUACCUAUGAGCAUGCUGCGAUACAGUCCCCCUCAGACGAGUCCCGGAAGCGACGAGUUCCUUCAUACUCGGACGAGACGCUCUCGAGAGCACCCAAACGAAUUACUGGCCCACCAAUGCACGCAAAAGAGCAGCCCACCGUGUCUUCGGCGGCCUACUCUCCGUAUGUGCAGACCUUGCCCGCCAUGAACAGCUUUGUCACCCCUCAUCACGCGGCUGCAUCCCCGAGAGUGCCGACCACCCAGUACUCCGCCUUGUCGACAACGUCCCAGGCGUCCAUCCGAGCCCCAUCCCCAAUUACACCCUCCUACAGCCCUUCGUUUCUCUCGGUCAGUAAUGAUGCCAGAGGUACCAGCUAUGCCGUCAGCCACGCGUUCCGCCAACAAAACCAAGCAUCGCCCGGGAGGUUUGGAAACCCAACACUCAUUCGGACGUCGACGUUACAGCAAUCGGGCGCUUAUGGCCAGGCACAGUCAUUCAAUCCCUACGCUAUGUGUCCGACGAAGGCGGUCCUCAAGUUGAACGGUGAUCUGGAUGCCAUGACCGAAAGCUGGUCUCGAGAGGAGCGUGAGGCGAAACGUCGCCUCGUCCAAUUCACCCGGAUGCAAAGUGGUAGCACGAUCCACGCCGAUUUCAAGCCAGUCGCCCCCGAGGAUCGAGCCCCCAACAGCAUCUGCAUUAGCUGUAUCUACUGGGAUGGGAAAGACGAAUGCUUUGUUACCAGUGUUGACACCAUCUAUCUGCUCGAGUCUUUGGUCGGGGUUCGGUUCACGGUCGAAGAGAAGAACCGGAUCCGCCGCAAUCUGGAAGGCUUCAGACCCCUGACUGUUUCCAAGGCCAAGGCCGACAGUGAGGACUUCUUCAAAGUUAUCAUGGGCUUCCCUGCCCCGAAGCCAAGAAAUAUCGAGAAGGAUGUGAAGGUUUUCCCCUGGAAAAUCCUUAGUCACGCCCUCAAGAAGAUCAUCGGGAAAUACUCUGCUAGCUACUCUUCGAUUUCUGGAACAUUGUCUACCCCGAUCAGUUCAAACUACAACAGCACUGGAGCUGCUUCUGAUUCAGGAACUGAACCCCAGAACGCUGCAUCCCCUCAGUCGGUCUCGGAUACUGCUGCUCCGAGCACUUACGGUGCCAGCAUUGCUGCUUCCGCCUACACACCUCCCCCCAUGACGGGGCCUCCUGACUUGCGGGGCGGGUUGCCUACUGUCAGCCAGCCCUAUCCUACGUUGGCUACGCCGUAUUCCUACCCGGCUGUCUGUCAACAGCAGAGCCAAGUCGGGCUCACUGCUCCUGUCAGCAGCAGGACAUGGGAACUGAAUCCUCUACUCACGUCCGCGGCAGCCACUGGGGCUCCCAGCAGCAGCGCUUGCUACAACUACCUCACCCCGAUGCCGUAUUCCGUGCAUGACCAGGCCCACGGGUCUUGAGAUACCAUGGAUUGCGGUGACACGGCGGUGACUUGCAUCGGCUGGCGUUUGGCUUCUCUUUUUCCUGCGUUGUGCCUUUUCAUUAUUAUUUGAUACCUCUUUUCUUAUUGUCAUUCCUUGGCUGCGAGACCUUGACUGAGUCGUUCCACUCAGCGAUGGAUCUCCCGGGUUAGCCUUCUAUUUAUGAUCACUGUGAAUGAUCUCAUGUCUCUCCUUUAUCAUUUUCAUGCCUUGAUGCCCAAUAUCCUCUUCCGCUUUUACGCAUUAUAGAC